Molecule: messenger RNA, 993 nt
Organism: Amphimedon queenslandica
Lineage: Eukaryota; Metazoa; Porifera; Demospongiae; Haplosclerida; Niphatidae
Product: R3H domain-containing protein 4-like
Exons: 6
Coding region: 60-878 (272 amino acids)
Molecular function (GO): nucleic acid binding
Source: RefSeq, a predicted model, not a curated record
ACUAAUUUAAUUAGCUACAUUUUUUGUAAACAAAGAGUGGAGCAUUCUCUUCUUUCUCCAUGCCUCUUGUUAGGCCCAGCUCCUCUUACUCCUCGACAAGGGACAACAGGGACGGGUAUCAAAGUAACGAGAGCGCAGACGAUGAGAUAGAGGACCUCCAAAUACCACUUGUACCAGCAGAGAGCCACUCAUCCUCCACUCUUAGAACUAGACCACGACCUAUUAAAUACCCCAGACCUCAUUCCCACUUGUUCUUUAGUCCUACAACUGGCCGGAGCCUGAGAGGAGGCAGACACACUAGGAGAUACGAAAACUCUUUGUUUCUCAAGACUCUAUUCCCCCUGACAGAGGAAGAGAUAGAGGAAGACUAUCAGACGAUAGCCCCACAGCACCAUACCUCAUUCACUCAAGUAUUAUCGGAUAAUCACAAACAAAUACUAUGGGAGAGAUUCUCCAAACUAGGCGAAGAGGAACAGUUUGAUUUGUUAAGAAAGGAAACAGUGAGUACUAGGAAAGGAAAGAAGAUAAAGAAAGAUAAAUAUUAUGAGUCACUUGAAAGGAUUACUCCACAGAUUCGUAGUUUACUCUUACAUGAUAAACGUCUACCGCAAGGCUUUAUAGAAGAUAUAGAGAAAGAACUUUAUGAAUAUUUUGACGAUGACCCAUCAUCUAUUAUAGUUUAUUUAGGACUUACAAGUUACCAUAGGAUGCUAAUUCAUGGGAUAUGUCAAUACAAUCACUACACUUCAGAGACAUAUCACACUGAUAAGAGCACUGCUUACAUUAUGGUGUCGUGUGACACAGAAGAAGUAUCCCCCAUCCCUCCCGUCCCUCUUUAUAAGCUACUGCAAGAUAAGAAUAGGAAGACAUUGUAUUAAGAGCUGGCACUCUCACUAAUAAUUAUAUUGCUUUUGGCAAUAGUGUAUCAUAGUUCUCGGUUAUUACAAUUAUUAAUUUUUUUGCUUAAAAUAAAGUUAGUAAUAGUAUCUUAAA